Messenger RNA from Prorocentrum cordatum, 786 nucleotides. The record is from the annotation of a GenBank genome assembly. NCBI's taxonomy places the organism in Eukaryota, Dinophyceae, Prorocentrales, Prorocentraceae.
GAGCUGCUGGACCUCGUGUCUUUUGUGCGCCCGACGCCCCAGGAGGAGGAGGCGCGGACCCAGUGGCUCGGCAGGCUGCAGGCGGCCGCGCGCUCGCUGUGGCCCUCGUGCCACGUGGAGGUCUUCGGCUCCUGCGCCACAGGCCUCUGCCUGCCCACCGCCCUCGUGGACGUGGCGGUCAACGGCCUGCCGAUGACGCUGAGGCCGACCACCGCCCUGAAGAUGCUGGCCGAGAGGCUCUUGCAGACCAAGGAGAUCAGCAGACUGGAGAUCGCGCAGUCGGCAACGGUGCCCAUUAUGAGACUUCAGCAGAGGACCUGCCGCUGCCCCGUCCGGGAGACUGCCAGCAGGCUGCAGCGGGGCUUGCACGAGACGUUCACCGGGGGCGUGGGCUCGUUCCUCCUGGUGAACCUGGUGCUCUCCUUCCUGCAGCGGCACCCGUCCGCCACGGAUCCCAACAUGCACGCGAUCACGUCCGUGGGCAACCUACUCUUCGAUUUCUUCUGCCACUACGGGACCGAGUUCGACUACAGCACCCACGGCAUCUCCGUGCUUCACGGGGGUGGCCUCAUCGACAGAGCGGCCAGAGGUUGGAGGAGACUGCGCGUGCCCGCACCGCGUGCUCCCGAGCUUGGCCUCCGGCGCCGCUCGAAGGCCCACACGGUCUGAGCGCUUCCUGGCCGUUCCGCGGCCGCUUCCUCCCGUCGUGCCCCUCCUGCUGCAGUAAUUCGCCACGGACGCGUCCCGCCGCCAGCCGACCGCCUGUUGGAGCAAGCUCGCCGCAGA